UAAUACAACCAAAAGUGAUUUUUAACCCAAGUUAUUGGUCGGCUCAAGUGCAAGUGAGCCAAUUUGUGAGUAACGGCAACCACAAGAUGCCGAUUGCCGCAGCGAUUUUCACUUCACAAGCAAAGCAAUGCUUUUAUCCCUUUCUUCUUUCUUGUGGCUGUGGCUGUGGCUCUUUUCUUCUUCUUCCUCCUCAAAAUCUCUCACUCCUUUCUCUGGUCGACAUUAAUGGCGGCCAAGCUUCUACCAUCAUCUCAUCUCUGUCCUCUCCCUUCCAAUUCCUUCUCCGCCGUAGACCUAACUCCGCGCCCAUGCUUCGGCCGACCUCGCACUCAUUUCAAGCCGCACAGAUCGGUAACCGUCAGAGUCAAUGCGGAGCCGCUCGUCGUUCUCCAAGACCACCACAACUCCGCCUUCCUCUUGGCUGAGUCCGUCGGCUAUUCCAUGGCUAGUUACUACACUUCUCUCGGCCUCUUCGUCAUCUCCGUCCCUGGCCUAUGGUCUCUCAUCAAGCGAUCCGUUAAAUCCAAGGUUGUGAAGAAGACGCUUGUUAGCGAAGGAGAAUCGAAGAAGGAGCCGAAUCAAAUUGCUGGAGAGAUCUUGUCGUUCUUCACUCGUAAUAAUUUCCAGGUCACAGAUAGAGGCGAAACCAUAACGUUUGAAGGAACAAUGGUGCCGAGUCGAGGGCAAGCAGCAUUGUUGACAUUCUGUACGUGCAUUAGCUUGGCUAGCGUGGGCCUUGUUCUGACCAUAACAUUUCCAGAUUUCGGCAACAAUUGGUUUUGGCUUAGCAGCUUGAGUCCCUUAGCUGGGGCAUACUACUGGGUGAAAGCAUCAAGAAAGGAAGAGAUCAAAGUUAAAAUGAUAGUUGGAGAAGAUGGAAGCCUUGGAGAGAUUAUUGUUCAAGGAGAUGACCAGCAGGUUGAGCAAAUGAGAAAGGAGCUUCAGUUGAGUGAAAAAGGCAUGGUUUAUGUCAAAGGUAUUUUUGAGCAAUGAUUAUUAGUCUUUUUUUUUUUUUUUUUUUUUUUUCUUUUGCUCCCUGAAGGAAACUUCAUGAGUUAAGAGUUACAUUCUAGUAGUUCCCAAAUGCUAAAUGUUCAAAAAAACUCAAUCAAUCAGUUCAGAUUCUGGAAAAGAUUCAAACUUGUACAACAAAUUUUCAACACAUGAAUCAUACAAAUACAUCAAAAUUUGGAUUUGCC
Messenger RNA from Benincasa hispida (wax gourd), 1199 nucleotides. It is a transcript of the gene CCB1, whose product is annotated as cofactor assembly of complex C. NCBI's taxonomy places the organism in Eukaryota, Viridiplantae, Streptophyta, Magnoliopsida, Cucurbitales, Cucurbitaceae. The record is from RefSeq and is a predicted model, not a curated record.